Messenger RNA from Linum trigynum, 1686 nucleotides. Lineage: Eukaryota; Viridiplantae; Streptophyta; Magnoliopsida; Malpighiales; Linaceae. The record is from the annotation of a GenBank genome assembly.
AUGUCUAUGUCCAGUUACCCAAAUUUUAAAGUCCUGUCCUGGAAUGUGUGUGGUGCAGGAAGCAAAGAUUUCCAACGGGCUAUGAGGCUCCUGAUUAAAGUUUAUUCCCCUGACUUCCUCUUGAUCAUCGAGCCCCAGAUCAGUGGAGAUAGAGCCACUACUGUUUGCAGCAGCUUGGGUUAUGGGGAUGUUCUUCGGGUGGAUGCUGAUGGUCGCAGUGGAGGCAUUUGGUUGGCUUGGCGUUCUAACGAUUUCCAAAUCCAGCUAAUUGAUGCUAGUCAACAACAUAUUUCUGUCAAGGUCUCCAACAACUCCCAGAGAGAUUGGAUCCUUACAGGGGUCUAUGGAAGCCCCAAGUACAGAUUCCAUCAACUUCUGUGGAGUCACCUUAUUCAAUUUGGCCGAGAUUUGGAGAUUCCUUGGCUAGUGACAGGAGAUUUUAAUGCCUAUGGAUCCUUGUCUGAGAAGGCUGGACCUCCCUCAAGCGCUUCUAUCCGACGUUGCCAGCAAUUCUCAAAUUGGAUAAAUGAUGCUAAUCUUCUUGAUUUGGGUUUUUCAGGGCCACAAUUUACUUGGUAUAGGGGUGACUCCAACAACACGUUCAAAGCCAGCCGCAUUGACCGUAGUCUUUGCAAUUCAGCGUGGAACACCACCUUUGCCAACACUUCGAUCCGGCAACUCCCAAAGCUCCAUUCUGAUCACCUUCCCAUCCUGACGACUUAUUAUGCCCCUCAAUCAGUUAAUUGUGGAGUCAAACCGUUUCGGUUUGAGGCUGCUUGGCUUCUGCAUAACAAUUUCUCUGAGUUCUUUGCAGAAAACUGGAAUAUUGAUGGUGAUCUUGAUCAAGGGCUCAAAGACAUCUCCAACAAACUCCAAGAAUGGAACAGACUCACCUUUGGAAUUAUUGGGCACCGCAAGAAAAGGCUUCUCGCGAGAAUGCAAGGAGUGCAACUCCGAAUAGCCACUUCACCUUCACCUGGGCUGUUCAAGCUGCAAGCCAAGCUGGAAAAAGAAUUAGAUGAUCUUCUAGCUCAGGAAGAGGUCAUCUGGUUCCAACGAGCUAAGGAAUCUUGGGUGAAGCUGGGGGAACAGAACACUUCCUACUUCCACCAACAAGCCAAUCGGCGUAGAAGAAGGAACAAAAUUCUUAGUCUCCGGAAUCAGAAUGGAGAGUGGGUUGAAGAUCCGACGCUCCUUCGGAAUAUUAUUGUGGAUUUUUUUGCUCUUCUAUAUACGCAGGAUGAUCCAGUGUACAGUGAUUUGAUGCCAAAAAAUUGCUUUCCGCGGAUCAGCAGUGAAGAACUCCUCACCCUUUUGCGUCCCUUUCAGAUCAACGACUUUCACAGGGCUGUUUUUGACAUGAAACCUUUUGCGGCCCCUGGGCCGGAUGGUUUCCAGGCCAUCUUCUACCAAAAAUUAUGGGCUUUAGUUGGAAAAAGUUUAAAUAACAUGGCUGUGAAGUUUUUUGAGACAGGUGAAAUUGAAGAGGAGGCGCUGGAGUCAACGGUAGUUCUGAUUCCUAAGACGGAGAGUCCAGAAAGCCCAGCUCAGUUUCGACCGAUCUGUCUCAACAAUGUUCGGCUCAAGAUCAUCACCAAAGCUAUCACCAAUCGCCUUAAGCCGCUGAUGAGGAUGAAGUUCUUCACUCGCUCAGGAAGAAGAAGGGUAGAAAGGGAGGCCUUGUGA